Nestor notabilis (Kea) is the source of this 970-nucleotide messenger RNA. RefSeq names its product dynactin 2 (p50) (gene DCTN2). Gene Ontology annotation, biological process: mitotic spindle organization. The record is from RefSeq and is a predicted model, not a curated record. NCBI's taxonomy places the organism in Eukaryota, Metazoa, Chordata, Aves, Psittaciformes, Psittacidae. Gene Ontology annotation, cellular component: centrosome; dynactin complex; cytoplasm.
GAGGAGCUCACCAGUACCAGCGUGGAGCAUCUCAUCAUCAACCCCAACGCUGCCUAUGAGAAGUUCAGGGACAAGCGCCUGGGCACCGAGGGAGUGGAUUUCUCUGACCACAUCACCAAGACCAGGACAACGGGCUAUGAGUCUGGGGAGUAUGAAAUGCUCGGUGAGGGUCUUGGUGCCAAAGAGACACCCCAGCAGCGGUACCAGCGGCUGCAGCACGAGGUGCAGGAGCUGGCCAGGGAGGUGGAGCAGAUCCAGAGCACGGUAAAGGACUCGGCAGCAGAGGAGGAGCUGACGCCCAUGGCCUUGGCCAGGCAGGUCGAGGGUCUGAAGCAGCAGUUGGUUUCCAGCCACCUGGAGAAGCUCCUGGGCCCCACUGCAGCCAUAGACUUCGCAGACCCCGAUGGUGCCCUGGCCAAGCGCCUGCUGCAGCAGCUGGGGGGGGGCAAAGCAGCCAGCAAGGGCACCCAAGGGAACGCCCCUGCCAAAGAGGCGGUGCCCACCACAGAUGCUGUCACCUUCGAGCUCUACUGGAGGCCGGAGCAGGACCAGUUUGCCCAGAGCGCCAAGGUGAGUCCUGAGAGGGACGUGGAGCUGCUGGAGCGAGGCCAGAGGCGGUCCCGGAGCUGCUGCGAUCCUUCCCCACAGAACCCACUGUUGGUUGGGCUGAAGGGCACCAGCCUCGUGGAGACCGUGCAGGUCCUGCAGGCCAAGGUGAACAUCCUGGACGUGGCUGUGUUGGACCAAGUGGAGGCCCGGCUGCAGAGCGUCCUGGGGAAGGUGAAUGAGAUUGCCAAGCACAAGUCAACUGUGCAGGAUGCCGACACCCAGAGCAAGCCAGCCACCCAGUUCGGGCAGGUCCUGCUGCACUUGGACACCACGCAGCAGGAGGUGGCCGGGGCUCUCAAGGACAACACGGUGCUGCUGGCAGAGGUCCAGAAGACGAUGAAGGAGAACCUGGCCAUCGUAG